Messenger RNA from Erinaceus europaeus (western European hedgehog), 1905 nucleotides. RefSeq names its product transmembrane protein 86A (gene TMEM86A). Gene Ontology annotation, cellular component: membrane. Lineage: Eukaryota; Metazoa; Chordata; Mammalia; Eulipotyphla; Erinaceidae. The transcript is spliced from 3 exons. The record is from RefSeq and is a predicted model, not a curated record. The coding region runs from base 134 to 856 and encodes 240 amino acids.
UGACGUAGUGGGGAUCGCAGCUAGAACCCCCGGAGCCGGGCGCGCGGGAGGCAGCGUCCGUCAGCCAGGCUGUGCUGCUUCGCCGCCUGCUCACCUGCCCGCUGGAGCCCCGAGCUGGCUGCCACCCGCCGCCAUGGUGUCCCCGGUCACUGUGGUGAAGAGUGAGGGACCCAAGCUGGUGCCCUUCUUCAAGGCGACCUGUGUGUAUUUUGUGCUCUGGCUGCCCUCAUCCAGCCCAUCGUGGUUCAGUGCCCUCAUCAAAUGCCUGCCUAUCUUCUGUCUGUGGCUCUUCCUUCUGGCCCAUGGCGUAGGAUUCCUGCUGGCCCACCCUAGUGCCACCAGAAUCUUUGUGGGACUCAUCUUCGCUGCUGUAGGUGACGCCUUCCUCAUCUGGCAGGACCAGGGCUACUUUGUGCAUGGUCUGCUGAUGUUUGCUGUGACCCACAUGCUCUACGCCUCAGCCUUUGGUAUGCAGCCACUGGCUCUUCGGACAGGUCUGGUGAUAGCAGUGCUGUCUGCCCUGAGCUAUGCUUUCCUGUACCCUGGUCUUUCAGGUGCCUUUACUUACCUGGUAGGAGUCUACGUGGCCCUUAUCAGCUUCAUGGGCUGGCGGGCCAUGGCAGUGAUAAGGCUGGGCGGGGCAGCCUGGCGAUGGACUGAGCUGGCGGCAGGCAGUGGUGCGCUGCUCUUUAUCAUCUCAGACCUGACCAUCGCCCUAGACAAAUUCUGCUUCCCGGUACCCUACUCUCGGGCGCUCAUCAUGUCCACCUACUACGCAGCCCAGAUGCUCAUCGCCUUGUCAGCUGUUGAGAGCCGCGAGCCAGUGGAAGACUAUAAAAUGAGCAAGGCCAACUGAGGGGCCCGGGUCUGGCCACUCUUCUCUCCUCCUUGGGCGGGGGUCCAGAGCUGUGAGUCUGCAGACUCUGGACACGAUGGCUGUAGUGCUAGUCCAGUGCAGCAGGUACCGCCUAGGAAUCAUGCGGGUUUGAGAGGGGAAACAGGAAAAGGAUCCCUCCAGCAAAUCUAGUACAGGACAUGCCGAGAGCAGGGGAAAAAAAAAAAGCCUACUGAAUCCAGAAGCAGAUUCUCCCCACCUCUUCCCCAUUGGUUCUGUCUAACCCUCUGGAGGGUGAUGGUGCUCAGUUUCUUGACCUCCCUUCUCUUCUACUAGAUGAAAGUCUUACCCACCAUCUGAAUUGUGCAACGUUGAGAGAGGAGGGGAGAAAUCUGUGCUGAGGUGAUGCAGGUUUGAAGUCACUAUCACACACAGGCCCUUUGUUGAAGAGAUCAGAUGAGGGUAGAGUCUCUCUCUCUCUCUUUUUUAAUCUGUUCUUCCUACUUGAAUAAUCUCAAUGUCUCAGUAGUGUAUGGGAAGGAAAAAAGGGGAUUUGUUCAGAUAAUCAAGAAAGGGACUUGUUUGGCUUUGGAAUUUAGGGUACCAGGGAUUAAAAUUGGUGUCAUUUCAAAGGCUAGUUCAGAACUCAGGCCCUACACUACCACUUUUAGACCCUAUCCUCAGAGCUAGGGUGAACCAUGCCAAAGGAGGGGGCCAGAAUGUGUGUGUGUGUGGGUGUGUGUGUGUGUGUGUGUGUGGUGUUUCUCUGCUACCUGUCUAUACUGCUGUUUGUCACAAUCUUAUAGGGAAGGGAUCUCAGGGAGCUGGUGAAGGGGAUGCUGAACCUGGCUCAAGAGCUGGGACCUCACACACACUCUCAGUACUUUUUUCCCUGCCCCCUUCCUGCACUGGGAGCAAGAGGAGGUAUUUUCCAUGAACACUUUAGGGUCAUAAGACCUAAAGCACAUUCAAUGCAAGGGGAACAAAUACAACAGAGCUCCAUCCUGUACUGCUUACAAGAAAAGAAAUAAAUAAAUAAAACCAAGGGCUUUUUAACUGCCCUGCUUGUC